Messenger RNA from Nipponia nippon (crested ibis), 947 nucleotides. The record is from RefSeq and is a predicted model, not a curated record. NCBI's taxonomy places the organism in Eukaryota, Metazoa, Chordata, Aves, Pelecaniformes, Threskiornithidae.
AUGGGGGAGACUCUGGAGAGCAAGACAUUGACCAAUCUCACACCUGCAACUAGUCAGUACCCUCAGUGCUCGGAGCGGUGGAAGGAGAGCGGGACGAUGUCUAGCAAGGAAAAAGGGAAGUUUGAAGAAAUGGCUAAAGGAGACAAAGCUCGUUAUGACAGGGAGAUGAAAAACUAUGUUCCUCCCAAAGGCGAGAAGAAGGGAAAGAAGAAGGACCCCAAUGCUCCUAAAAGACCACCAUCUGCGUUCUUCCUUUUCUGUUCUGAACAUCGUCCAAAAAUCAAAAAUGAUCACCCUGGCUUGUCUAUUGGAGAUACAGCAAAGAAAUUAGGAGAAAUGUGGUCUGAACAGUCAGCCAAAGAUAAACAGCCAUAUGAACAGAAGGCGGCAAAACUAAAGGAGAAAUACGAAAAGGAUAUUGCAGCAUACCGUGCCAAGAGCAAGAGUGACGCAGGAAAAAAGGGCCCAGGUAGGCCUGCAGGAUCUAAGAAGAAAGCAGAACCAGAAGAGGAGGAGGAGGAAGAGGAAGAUGAUGAAGAGGAGGAAGAAGAUGAGGAUGAGGAAUAAAUGAAUGUCCUGCUGUAAAGAUUUAUGCUCAAAAUCCAAUAUUUUGCUAAGAAUGUGAACUCAAGUGCAGCUCAUUGUUAGCUUCAGUAUAAAAAUCUGUACAGAAUUGUGUAUAGGUAAUGUGGUUCUUUGUAGGGAGACCUCUAUUUUUAAUGUAAGUAGUAGCCGAGGGCUGCUACCGUUCGGUUUAAAAAAAAGAAGAAAAAGUUGUGGAAUGUUUCUGCAUAUUUAAUGGUUUUGUUGAGAUUCAGUGACUGAUAGCCAGGUGUUUCUUUAUAGCUAAGUAAAACAAAGGAGGUAGCUUAAUAGCUGAUCUUAUAUUUUGUAGUAUAUUGCAUUGUAUUACUUUUUUAACAAUUUUGUAAUAAAAUGUUGUACAU